Pelmatolapia mariae (spotted tilapia) is the source of this 3928-nucleotide messenger RNA. RefSeq names its product oxysterol-binding protein-related protein 10. The record is from RefSeq and is a predicted model, not a curated record. Gene Ontology annotation, cellular component: membrane; cytosol; intracellular membrane-bounded organelle. Bases 319 to 2709 code for a protein of 796 amino acids. Lineage: Eukaryota; Metazoa; Chordata; Actinopteri; Cichliformes; Cichlidae. Gene Ontology annotation, molecular function: cholesterol binding. The transcript has 13 exons.
CCUUCCUACCAGGAAAACGCUGGAUGAGACCCACAUUGCCACACAGCCGCGCACUGCAGAGGACAGAGCGGGACUCAAACACCAUCGAGGAAUAUGUCAGCUGUGUCACGCACCGAGGGACGCAUAAAGCCGCUACGCAGUGCAGUUUCUGCACAUCCACUGCCUCUGCUUUAGUUUAGCAGACACACAGAGCCCCGUUUAGCACUUAUGCUUUGCUAAAAAUCUCUUCUGCUGCUGCUUCUGGUCCAUUCCUCCCCUCCCCUCCUCCCCUCUCUUCCUGCUCCUCCUCCUCCUGCUGUGUGCCGUCCCGUCGCCAGGAUGGACAAGACGCUCUGCAGUCCGCAUCCCGGGACCAACAAAACAAACUCUUCCUCCGCGGACCUCCGCGGGAGCUCAUCGUCGAGGAAGCCCGGUGGGCGGCCCGGGUCGCACAGUCCCGGCUCCGGCUCCCUCGGCGGCUCGGCUGUAGCGGGAGGCAGUCGGGCAACUGUGCUGGGGAACAGCAUGAAUUUGCAGCAACAGCAGCAGGCGCGCAAGAGGCAGCUGGAAGGAGUCCUGAGCAAAUACACUAACCUGAUCCAAGGCUGGCAGAAUAGGUAUUUUGUGUUGGAUCCAGAGCUGGGACAGCUGCAGUACUUUGUCAAUGAGCAGGGGAAGAGCCAGAAGCCCCGUGGCUCACUGCCUCUGAUCGGCGCCUCGGUGACGACGAGCGACGAGGCUCCGCACAUGUUCAUCGUAAACUCCGUCAAUGGAGAGCUGUAUAAACUCAGAGCCUCCGAUGCCAAGGAGCAGCAGUUUUGGAUCAGCCAGCUCCAAGCAUGUGCCAGACGUCACUCUGACAGCAGUGCCAAGGUGAGGAAGCUAAAGGGCUCAGAUGAACACUUGAGUGUGGAAAGAGCAGGAGGAGGCCAGGAGCUGCUGGGCUCCUCUUCCUCUGGUCGGACCCGUAGUUUCUCCCUCCUACCCCACCUAACACCAACUUCAUCCCCGGGAUCUCCGAGGCACCUGGGUCAGCCCGCCACACCCAGCAACAUCGUCACGAUCACUCACCACAAAUCUCCAGCUGCAGCUCGACGAGCCAAGAGUCAAUACCCAGGCCGGCUGCUGGAGGUCAAAGAGGUUAUGUCCCAAGCAGAGGGCCAACAGAAGAACCUUGUCCAGUCCAUCGACUCCCUGCCCACCAAAGGGCCGCUCUCCUGUCUGGAUCAGGACCUGCUCCUGCUCAAAGCUACGUCGGCUGCCACGCUGAGCUGCCUGGGGGAGUGCCUGAACAUCCUCCAACAGACUCAGAGCCACAGCCAGGUUCCACCUCAGUCCCAGGUCUCCCAGCGCAACCACGCCUCGCACGGAGCCCCCUCCGAUGGUGCUCCUGUGUGGACUGUACCAAAGUCGCCCUCGGGGGAGCAACUGAAGAACGGGGGUCUAACUCCUUUGCAGUCAACCGAGCCCUCCCCGGCCCUCAGGAAAAGGAUUCUGCCCCAUGGUGCUGAGCAGCACCCAGGGCUGGAAGACGUCAGCCCCAGUGAGGAGGUGACGGAUACCGAGGACAAUGAAGAGGAGGACCUGGGCGUCCUGGAUGACCAGCGGAGCAUCAUUCUCCACCUGCUCUCGCAGCUCAAACUGGGAAUGGAUCUCACACGGGUGGUGCUGCCUACUUUCAUUCUGGAAAAGCGAUCACUGCUGGAAAUGUACGCUAACUUCAUGGCGCACCCUGACAUGUUCCUGUCAAUAACAGCGGGGUCCACAGCUGAGGACCGAAUAGUCCGCUUUGUGGAGUAUUACCUGACUGCCUUCCACGAGGGGCGGAAAGGUGCCGUGGCAAAGAAACCCUACAACCCCGUGUUGGGGGAGACCUUCCACUGUUCCUGGGAAGUUCCUCGGGACAAAGUCAAGCCUUUGGUCAGAUCGAACCCGGGGUCGGCUCGGGAGCCAAGCAGAGGCCCCAACAACACACAACAGGACGAGGACUCACCGGGAAGCUGCUACAGAGUGCGUUUUGUGGCCGAGCAGGUGUCCCAUCAUCCCCCUGUGUCCGGGUUUUAUUGUGAGUGCCGGGAACGGAGGAUGUGUGUCAACGCCCACGUGUGGACCAAGAGCAAGUUCAUGGGCAUGUCUAUAGGAGUGUCCAUGGUGGGAGAAGGAGUCCUUUAUCUCCUCGAGCACGACGAGGAGUACGUCUUCACAUUGCCAUGUGCCUACGCCCGCUCCAUCCUCACUGUGCCCUGGGUGGAGCUGGGGGGCAAAGUCUCCAUCAACUGUGUCAAGAGCGGCUACUCGGCCACAGUGACCUUCCACACAAAGCCUUUCUACGGAGGGAAGGUACAUCGGGUGACAGCAGAGGUCAAGCACAACCCGACCAACACCAUCGUGUGCAAAGCACAGGGAGAGUGGAACGGCACGCUGGAGUUCACGUACAGCAGCGGGGAAACCAAAGUGAUCGACACGACCAAACUUCCCGUCACCAAGAAGCAGCUGCGGCCGGUGGAUAAACAGGCGAGGACAGAAUCCAGGCGGUUGUGGCAAAACGUCACCAAGUCGCUGAAGGAAGGGAACAUCGACGAGGCCACGGAGCACAAACAUAGACUGGAGGAGUGUCAGAGAGGGGAGGAGAGGCAGAGAGCAGCUGAUAACAAACCCUGGAUGCCCAAAUACUUCACUAAAGAGGGGGACGGUUGGAGCUAUAAUAACCCGCUGUGGAAGUCAACCUGACAUCAAAAACGCUCCUUUCUAACGGACUAUAACAACUCCAGUUCCCCAUGCUGAGGAGGAUGGGGGAGGGGUCAAACGAGGGGAGCGGCGUCCCCCGUGGACCUUCAGACCCCACCGAGUGACACUACGGCGACGCAAACAGGAAACAAGCAAGGUGCCAAAGGGAUCUCCACAGUUUGGGACUCCUGGGGAGAGCAGUACAUUUUAUAUACAGUUGGUAGUAUUCAAAGUAGAAUAUUUCUAUUUUUCACCUGUCAAGGCCUUUUUUUGCACACACACACACAGUUUAUGACGCCUGCCACUAGUGUCCCACUUCGUAUUUUUCUUUUUAAUGAUCAGCGCGUUUUUCUCAGAAAUCAUCAGUGUUUGUUCCAGGUUUCAUGCCAUGUUAGAGUGGGUCACAUCUCCUGUAGUUCCCAGAUUAGUUUGUUUAUAAAGCACUUUUAACAUAGAAGUAAAUCUACUAUUUUGUAUCGAUGGCUUUUACCAAUCAGGUUGGGUCUCUCAGAGCUUUAGAAGAAUUAAGGAAACCUAAGCAGAUUUAAAACUAUUUAAAAUCAAAUGUACUACUUUAGAUGAUUUAGUAUAUAUUAAUAUACAAUAUAUUACAGCAAGUUACUAGAAAGUGAAGGUCCUGAUUGUUUGUGUCUGCACUAUGAAUGUAUCUUGGCACAUUUUAAUUGUACAGUAUGCUUUCCCAUCUUGUACUGAUGGCUACUACACAUGCUUACUACAGUAUGUUGCUCUAUCACCUCUGCCUAACAGAUGAGCUCCAUUACUACCUCUUUAUUCGCCAUCACACGCUUUUUCUUCCAGAAGAAAACAUCGGUUUGUUUGUAUUGUAGCCAAGAGCUCCUCUAAUCAGUGUUGUAUCUGCGCCUCUCAGAUGACACGUCCAUAAUUAGGGAGCCCCUGUACACCCCGUCUGUGCCUCCUGAAGUUAAUACUUCUUAGUUUCAGCUGUGGUGAUGAUUAUGGAUGAGGCAGCUUGCAGGAACAUACAGCCAUGUUAUCACAUUUUGGGGGUGGCGGUGGUGGGGGAAAGAGGCUGCCUCUGUGAAGAUGAAGGUCUACCAGAAUAACAAUCACUGGGAAACUGCAGGAAGAGGUUCAUACCACUGUGUACUCGCGUUUUUAUGUCUACAUUUGACGAGAUAUGUGACGAUUAUUCAGACUGAUCAGCUUUUCUACAAUAAAGUAAAAAGGUUUUAAAUGAAAA